This is a messenger RNA of Diaporthe amygdali, 672 nucleotides long. RefSeq lists its product as uncharacterized. The transcript has a single exon. NCBI's taxonomy places the organism in Eukaryota, Fungi, Ascomycota, Sordariomycetes, Diaporthales, Diaporthaceae. The record is from RefSeq and is a predicted model, not a curated record. The coding region runs from base 1 to 672 and encodes 223 amino acids.
AUGGCAAACACCAGCAGUCCGGCCCCAACAGGCCUCAUAUACGACAUCAACUCCAUCACUAAGAUCUUCACAUGGGCCCAAGGCAAGCGCGCAGAGAUCGAACGUGCCUUCAACAUGAAGGGCGGCUGGGAAGGCUGGCUGCAAGUCGAGCUCGCCCUGUGCCUGGAGGGGAAUCCAAGCUUAUUGGGCUUCUCGAGCGUCGAGACGGUGGAGCGGGAGCAGCACGUCUACAACAACGACCGUGACGCCGUGGACCUGCUCGUCGGGACCAGCCACGCGGUGCCGAACCGUCCCACGACCCGCACCCGGCACAUGAUCGAGCUCAAGUGUGAGAGCGUCAAUCAGGACUGCAGGCUCAACUCGUCAAAUCAGGUCGUGGUCCGUAACGCGUACCGGGGCCCGAACUCGACGGGGCAGCUUAUCCCGGCGUUUGCCAAGAGGAUGGAGGUGGAGGCCGGCCGGAUGAACAGCGUCACUGCGCAUUACAGGCCGUGCCAGUAUACGGUCAUUGGCAUCAGCGUCACGGAGGCGGCGCGCGAUUUCGUGAUGCAGGAGAAGGCUCGCGAUCCGUCGUAUUUCUCAUACCUGACGCCCCAGCAAGUUUUCGGCAACCGGGCGAGACCAAACGAUUACUUCGUGAUGUGGUUCAAAUCAGGAUACAUACCGUCCUAA